UUCAAAAUAGAAAUAAAUAAGAAUGGACUCUGACUUAAACGAGAGAUUUGAAGAGCAGCUUGCUUCACUCAAAAACAAGAAACACAGGAAGUACCAUAGACUCCUGAAGGAGAAAUCAAAUGAGAUGCUUGAGCUCAUAGAGUCUGACAUCUGGAAGCCUGUCUCCAAUAAGGGAGAAUAUGACGUAUUCACUUAUUUUGAUAACGAUACCGGCCUAAAGUGAGUUCUAGGCCAGGGCCCCAUAGAUUUCGACAUGGAAACCGCCCUUGAGCUUAUCGGGGAUUACUCAAGAAGAGGCCUCUUUGAUAAAACUUUCGUCGAAGGAGAAGUCGUGGAAGAGAUUGGGCUUGACGGCAGACUGGAAUACCAAAGAGUCAACCCUGGACCGCUGAUCUCCCAUAGAGAUAUGGUCUUUGCAACUCGUAAGCUCUUUUUAGAGGAUAACAGAAUUAUGUGGGUUGCCUCAUCAGUGGAAGAUGACCUCAAACCCCCUGUCAAGAAAGUAGUUAGAGGACAUAUGUUCAUUGGUGGGUGGUUGCUUGAACCUCAUGAAGAAGAUCCAGACAAAUGCUUUGCCUAUUUCUUAGCAAAGGGAGAUGCUAAAGGAGCUAUCCCAAAAUUUGCAGUGAAUUUUGUUGCGAAAGAGCAAGGACUCGUCCCGAUGAAGUUAAAUAAGUGUUUACACGAAAUACAUGAUGAAUAAAACUUAUUU
This is a messenger RNA of Moneuplotes crassus, 712 nucleotides long. The record is from the annotation of a GenBank genome assembly. Lineage: Eukaryota; Ciliophora; Spirotrichea; Euplotida; Euplotidae.